Magnolia sinica is the source of this 2325-nucleotide messenger RNA. RefSeq lists its product as uncharacterized. Bases 561 to 1952 code for a protein of 463 amino acids. The transcript has 9 exons. Gene Ontology annotation, biological process: positive regulation of ERAD pathway. Lineage: Eukaryota; Viridiplantae; Streptophyta; Magnoliopsida; Magnoliales; Magnoliaceae. Gene Ontology annotation, molecular function: ubiquitin protein ligase activity. The record is from RefSeq and is a predicted model, not a curated record.
AAGAAGGCGCGGGCCUCGUUUCAGAUAAUCCUCAUUUUGUCUAUUUCGAAGACGGAAAGGGGGGUAGAGGGGAAAAAAGAAAAAAAAGAAAGGAAAAAAAAGCUAUCGAACCCCUUCUCUCCCAUCCUAUAAAUUCCCCUUGCAUUUUCUUCUCAUUUCGAAAUGCCAUUCAACUGACGUCAAAACCCCCAAAGACAAAGUCCCCAGAUUCUCUCUCUCUCUCUCUCUCUCUCUCUCUCUCUCUCUCUCUAUCGUGAUUAGGGUUAGGGCUUCUGUGAAUAGAUUCUCUGCUCACCAUUCGCCGAUCGUUGAAGAAGCUCCGGAGAAUCUCUGCUCUCGAAUUUUGCUUCUCUCUGAUUUCUACGGGAAAUCCGUGAAUCUCUCUGUAUUCGAUGGAAAAAGAUCAAGAUUAGCGUUAAGGAGUUGCAGUAACGCAAGAAUUAUUGCUUCGGUUUCUUUCUGUCGCUACUGGAAGCCGUUCCAUCUAUUUCUGUUCAUAUUUCUCUCAGGAUUUUCAUCUGUAAGGAUAGAGUUGGGACUAGGACCAGCGUUCUGGAGAAAUGGAAACAUCCGGCGGGAAUUCUGAUUCAUACAGGAGUUCCUCAGGCAGUAGCGGUUUGAGAAGAUAUGGAAUGCAGUUUUCCGCAUCGAGUUUUAUCCAGGCACCAUUAUCGGCGCUGUUGGAGUAUUCGGGUAUUCUCCGAGCCCGGUCGAGUCACCAGGAAAAUGAGGGGCUGAUUGAUGGGCAGAAUCGGUUAGAUGAUUCUGCUGCUGGCGAGGUCUCAAUAAGGAUAAUUGGUUCUGGAGAUCAUGAGAAUGUUCGUCCAGGUGUGCCAGUGGGUCCAGCGAGGGAUGUGGAUUCUGGUCAGAAUGGCGUUCCUGUGGAACAGAUUAAUGGGGCGGUGGUAGGGGCAGAUCAUGAGGAAGAUGGUGGGAGUGGAGAGAGGGGUCCGUCAUCACCAUCGCCGAUCAUGUCUCCUAGUUCACCAAGUGGGGGUUUGGAUGGAGAGGCCGGGAAUGCCACUGGAGGUAGCACUAAUAAUAGGGAUUCUUCAUAUCAGAGAUAUGAUAUUCAGCAGGUUGCAAGGUGGAUUGAGCAGAUUCUGCCAUUUUCAUUGCUUCUGUUAGUCGUAUUCAUUCGUCAGCAUUUGCAAGGACUCACAGGUUUCUUUGUCACAAUUUGGAUUUCUGCGGUGAUGUUCAAGUCAAAUGAUGUUCUACGAAAGCAGACGGCCCUAAAGGGUGAGAGAAAAAUUUCUGUUCUGCUUGGCAUUGCAGUAGUUUUCAUGCUUCAUGUGAUUGGAGUUUACUGGUGGUACAGAAAUGAUGAUCUUUUAUACCCCCUGGUCAUGCUUCCACCAAAAGCAAUACCACCCUUCUGGCAUGCUAUAUUCAUCAUCAUGGUGAACGAUACCAUGGUACGGCAAGCAGGGAUGGUUUUCAAGUGUAUGCUACUAAUGUACUACAAGAACAAUAGAGGUCGUAAUUACCGUAAGCAGGGUCAAAUGCUAACCCUAGUUGAGUAUUUCCUGCUGCUGUACCGCGCUCUGCUGCCAGCACCAGUUUGGUAUCGGUUCUUCUUGAACAAGGAAUAUGGAAGCCUCUUUUCAUCGCUCACCACAGGGCUGUACCUGACUUUUAAAUUGACAUCAGUUGUUGAGAAGGUCCAAUCCUUUUUUGCUGCAUCGAAGGCCUUGUCACGUAAAGAGGUGCAUUAUGGAUCAUAUGCAACAUCUGAGCAGGUUACUGCAGCAGGAGAUCUGUGUGCAAUUUGCCAGGAGAAGAUGCAUGCACCGAUCUUGCUUAGGUGUAAACACAUCUUCUGCGAAGACUGCGUAUCUGAAUGGUUUGAAAGAGAGCGUACCUGCCCUUUGUGCAGGGCACUGGUGAAACCAGCAGACCUGAGAUCAUUCGGUGAUGGCUCUACGAGUCUCUUUUUCCAGUUAUUCUAAAUUGGCCAAAGAUGCAAACUAAACGUUGACAAAGGUUGCUUCAUCACCACAUUGAAAUGCUGCUCCAAAAACGCCUGCCCACUCGACUGUCAUCUCACGGGUAAUUCUGCUGCACAUCUUGUAUUGACUUGUUCUGUAUUUUUGGGUCUGGUGGACGUGCUGGAAACUGGCUUCAAAGGUGAUCGUCUGUCUAUAAGCAUAUAUUCAUGGGCUGGGUUAUGUAUAUCUUUCAUGGGUCCUUCAAAAGGCAAUUUUUGAACUACAGAUGAGGGUCUUUGACCGUAUAAAUCUAUAUAUACCCUGUAAUUCUAAUAUAUAUGAAGUCCAUGGUCGUGAUGGAUGGGCAGAAGUCCUGGGCAUGAUCAUUGUUGUA